AUGCAGAGCAACAAGAAAAUGGCGACUACUGCGAAAGCGUUCCAUGCCUUUCGGAGGCCGCGAUGUCAGGCACUCUUCGGCGUAAGAGCGCCGGCCUCUCGAUCGCCCUCCUUUCUCUCUUCCUUCUCGUCUCCUUCCUCCCCCACUCCUCUCUCUUCUCUCUCUUCUCUCUCUUCUCUCUCUUCUCUCUCUUCGUCUCGUUCGCCUCUUUCUGCGUCGUCUUCGAUAGCUGAACUGGCCGAGUGUCCAGACACCCUGCUGUCGCAUCUCUGCCUCGCCCUGCGCGGCGCUUCUGCGUGUUCGGCUCGCCAAUUUUCCUCUUCUCUCGCUUCGCUCUCUCCUUCGUCAGCCUCCUCCCUCGCCUCGCUCCGCGCCCAUUCGCCUGCGCGCUUUUCGACGCAGACAGGGCGUCUCGCCGCCUCUCUCUCUCACCGGAGAUCGUUCUCUUCCGGACAUCCCGAGCACAUGCGCUUCCUCAGAAACAUUGGAAUAAGUGCACACAUCGACAGUGGAAAGACAACUCUGACAGAGCGCAUCCUAUUCUAUACAGGCCGCAUUGCGGCAAUCCACGAAGUCCGCGGAAGCGACGGCGUCGGCGCCAAGAUGGACAGCAUGGAGCUCGAGCGCGAGAAAGGAAUCACCAUCCAGUCGGCGGCGACGUACUGUUCGUGGACCUUGCGCGAGGGUGCAGCGCCUGCGCCUGCGUCGGGGAAAGCGGCGGCCGCGCCGAAACUGGACGGGCAGAUGUACAACAUCAACAUCAUCGAUACUCCUGGUCAUGUGGACUUCACCAUCGAGGUCGAGCGAGCGCUGCGAGUUCUAGACGGAGCUGUGCUGGUCUGCUGCGGCGUCGCGGGCGUCCAGAGCCAGACGCUCACGGUCGAUCGCCAGAUGAAACGCUACUCUGUGCCUCGCCUGAUUUUCGUCAACAAACUCGACCGCGAUGGAGCCGAUCCGCAACGAGCUCUCACGGCGCUCCGCAGAAAACUGGCAAUUACGACAUGUCCUCUCCAAAUUCCGAUUGGUCUCGAGGGUCGCCACAAGGGCGUGGUGGACAUUGUGCGUCGCCAGGCAGUUUACUUCGACGGCGCGUAUGGCGAGAAAGUCCGCGUUGACUCGGAGAUCCCCGCGGCUCUCCGCUCUCCCCUCGAGGACGCGCGAGCGGAGCUCCUCGAGACCCUCGCCGACUUGGACGACAGCUUCGCGGAGAUCUACCUCGAGUGCGAAGACCAGUGUACAGAAACGCAAAUCGACGAGGCCAUUCGCAGAGCGACUCUCCAGCGGAAGUUCGUCCCCCUCCUUAUGGGCUCGGCCAAGGGCAACAAGGGCGUCCAGCCUCUCCUGGACGCAGUCUGCAGAUACUUGCCUGCGCCCUAUGAAAUUCCUCAGGUAGCCUACGACCAAGACAAACAGGAGGAAGAAGUCCCGCUGCAUGCAGAUCCGAAGAAAAGCCUGGUGGCGCUGGCUUUCAAAAUUCAGGAGUUGCCUGUUGGUCAGCUCACGUAUCUCCGUCUGUAUCAGGGGAAGCUCAAGAAAGGCGACUCUGUGGUGAACGUAUCGACCCAGAAGAGGUCUUCUCCGAUCAAGCGCAUUCUGCAGAUGCAUGCAGACGAAGCGCGAGAAGUACCACACGCGGUCGCGGGAGACAUCGUCGCUGUGAGUGGGUUGGAGUGCAACAGUGGAACAACGUUCACAUCCGACGCAGCUUCGCGUCUCUCUCUCAGCUCCAUGUUCGUCCCCGAGCCGGUCGUGUCUCUCUCCGUAAACGUAAAAAAGAAAGAUGACCAGCAACGCUUUGCCAAGGCCCUCAAUCGCUUCCAACGCGAAGACCCGACCUUCCGAAUGACGGUCGACGAGGAGUCGAAGGAGACGCUGAUUUCCGGGAUGGGGGAACUGCACUUGCAGAUUUACUUGGAGCGCAUGAGCAGAGAAUAUCGACUGACUGUGGAGACGGGAGAACCCAAAGUGAACUUCCGUGAAACGGUGACUCAGAGAACACCCUUCGAAUAUACGCACAAGAAACAAUCUGGCGGUGCGGGGCAGUACGGGAAGGUUGAAGGCUACUUCGAGCCCAUCGCCACAAAUAGCGAGGAGAUCGACACCAACUCCCCCAUUGAGUUCAGGAGUGAACUGGUGGGCAACGACAUUCCACCGAACUUCAUUCCAAGCAUCGAGAAAGGUUUCAGAGAAACCGCAAAGAAAGGCUUUCUUUGCGGCCAUCCCAUCAUCAACAUGCGCGUCGUGCUUAAGGGUGGCAAAGCCCACGAUGUCGACUCUUCAGAUAUCGCCUUCCGUCUCGCCGCCGCCGGCGCCCUACGAGAGUUCUACGAGUCGGCAUGCCCGAUUGUCUUGGAGCCCAUCAUGUCGGUGCAAGUGACGGUUCCUGCUGAGUUCUUGGCGGCAGGUUUGGGGACGGUCAGUCGCCGAAAGGGAACGGUGACGAACACGACUCGCCAGGGAGACACAGUGCUUCUCGAGGCUGAAGUCCCGCUGAAAAACAUGUUUGGAUACAUCACGGAUCUCCGCUCCUGCACCCAGGGCCAGGGCGAAUUCACCAUGGACUUCGACCGGUACCAGCCGAUGUUGUCGACUGAGCAGGAUGACCUCCGGGCCGCCUACCAGGCGCAGCUGCAGAAGAAGGGAGGAAAGUAG
Toxoplasma gondii ME49 is the source of this 2652-nucleotide messenger RNA. RefSeq names its product elongation factor EF-G, putative. The record is from RefSeq and is a predicted model, not a curated record. Gene Ontology annotation, biological process: mitochondrial translational elongation. Gene Ontology annotation, cellular component: mitochondrion. NCBI's taxonomy places the organism in Eukaryota, Apicomplexa, Conoidasida, Eucoccidiorida, Sarcocystidae. Gene Ontology annotation, molecular function: GTP binding; GTPase activity; translation elongation factor activity. The transcript has 10 exons. The coding region runs from base 1 to 2652 and encodes 883 amino acids.